This is a messenger RNA of Mesoplodon densirostris (Blainville's beaked whale), 4551 nucleotides long. It is a transcript of the gene TRIM9, whose product is annotated as tripartite motif containing 9. The record is from RefSeq and is a predicted model, not a curated record. The transcript is spliced from 10 exons. Lineage: Eukaryota; Metazoa; Chordata; Mammalia; Artiodactyla; Ziphiidae. The coding region runs from base 9 to 2438 and encodes 809 amino acids. Gene Ontology annotation, molecular function: protein binding; zinc ion binding.
UGUGGCCAAUGAGAGCUUCGCUCUCUCGCCCGCCGCCCAAUAAGCCUCUGCUUACAGGCUGGGGCGGGACUAGAGGGGCAGGAGGGGGCGGUCCCGGGUUGGCGCUCGGCGCCGCGGUUCGGUGGCUCACAGAGAGAGCGCCUCACAGGGAGUCGGCGCCUGAGCGACGCGGGAAGGCGCCGCUGACUGCCAACGCCACAGCCGCCGCUGCUGGCCAAGGUGCUGGACACGACAGGCCGGCCGGCCACCUCAUCAGUUCAGGCUUCAUUUGCAGCCGCCGCUGCUUCGCUCCCAGCCAGGUACCCAUGGAAGAGAUGGAAGAAGAGUUAAAAUGCCCCGUGUGCGGCUCCUUCUAUCGGGAGCCCAUCAUCCUGCCCUGCUCUCACAAUAUAUGUCAGGCGUGCGCCCGCAACAUCCUGGUGCAGACCCCAGAGUCGGAGUCGCCCCAGAGCCGACGGGCCUCGGGCUCCGGGGUCUCCGACUAUGACUAUCUGGACCUUGACAAGAUGAGCCUGUACAGCGAGGCGGACAGCGGCUAUGGCUCCUACGGGGGGUUCGCCAGCGCCCCCACUACCCCGUGCCAGAAGUCCCCCAACGGCGUCCGUGUGUUCCCCCCGGCUAUGCCACCACCGGCCACACACCUGUCACCGGCCUUGGCCCCGGUGCCCCGCAACUCCUGUAUCACCUGCCCCCAGUGCCACCGCAGCCUCAUCCUGGAUGACCGGGGGCUCCGCGGCUUCCCCAAGAACCGCGUCCUGGAAGGGGUAAUUGACCGCUACCAGCAGAGCAAAGCGGCAGCCCUUAAGUGCCAGCUUUGCGAGAAGGCACCCAAGGAGGCCACCGUCAUGUGCGAACAGUGCGAUGUCUUCUACUGUGAUCCGUGCCGCCUGCGCUGCCACCCGCCCCGGGGGCCCCUAGCCAAACACCGCCUGGUGCCCCCGGCCCAGGGCCGCGUGAGCCGGCGGCUGAGCCCCAGAAAGGUCUCCACCUGCACAGACCACGAGCUGGAGAACCACAGCAUGUACUGCGUGCAGUGCAAGAUGCCCGUGUGCUACCAGUGCUUGGAGGAGGGCAAACACUCCAGCCACGAAGUCAAGGCUCUAGGAGCCAUGUGGAAACUGCACAAGAACCAGCUUUCCCAGGCGCUGAACGGGCUGUCGGACAGGGCCAAGGAAGCCAAGGAGUUCCUGGUGCAGCUGCGCAACAUGGUCCAGCAGAUCCAGGAGAACAGUGUGGAGUUUGAAGCCUGCCUGGUAGCUCAGUGUGACGCCCUCAUUGACGCCCUCAACAGGAGGAAAGCCCAGCUGCUCGCCCGUGUCAACAAGGAGCACGAGCACAAGCUAAAGGUGGUUCGAGAUCAGAUCUCCCACUGCACAGUGAAAUUGCGCCAGACCACGGGUCUCAUGGAGUACUGCCUGGAGGUGAUUAAGGAAAAUGAUCCUAGUGGCUUUUUGCAGAUUUCUGACGCCCUCAUAAGGAGAGUGCACCUGACUGAGGAUCAGUGGGGGAAAGGCACACUCACUCCCAGGAUGACCACGGACUUCGACUUGAGUCUGGACAACAGCCCUCUGCUGCAGUCUAUCCACCAGCUCGACUUUGUGCAGAUGAAAACUUCCUCUCCAGUCCCAGCGACUCCCAUCCUACAGCUGGAGGAGUGCUGCACCCACAACAACAGCGCUACGCUGUCUUGGAAACAGCCGCCCCUGUCCACGGUGCCCGCCGAAGGAUACAUUCUGGAGCUGGAUGAUGGCAAUGGUGGUCAGUUCCGGGAAGUGUAUGUUGGAAAGGAGACCAUGUGCACCGUGGAUGGUCUUCACUUCAACAGCACAUACAAUGCUCGCAUCAAGGCCUUCAACAAAACAGGAGUCAGCCAGUACAGCAAGACCCUGGUCCUCCAGACAUCCGAGGUGGCCUGGUUUGCUUUUGACCCUGGCUCGGCGCACUCUGACAUCAUCUUCUCCAAUGACAACCUGACUGUGACCUGCAGUAGCUACGAUGACCGGGUGGUGCUGGGGAAGACUGGCUUCUCCAAAGGUGUCCAUUACUGGGAGCUCACGGUGGAUCGCUAUGACAACCACCCAGACCCUGCCUUUGGUGUGGCUCGCGCCAACGUGAUGAAGGAUGUGAUGUUAGGAAAGGACGACAAAGCCUGGGCGAUGUAUGUGGACAAUAACCGGAGCUGGUUCAUGCACAACAACUCGCACACCAACAGAACUGAGGGAGGGAUCACAAAGGGGGCCACGAUCGGGGUCCUCCUAGACUUAAAUAGAAAAAACUUGACAUUUUUUAUCAACGACGAUCAGCAAGGUCCCAUCGCGUUUGAGAACGUGGAAGGGCUGUUCUUCCCGGCAGUCAGCCUGAACAGGAACGUGCAGGUCACGCUUCACACGGGGCUCCCAGUCCCCGACUGCUACUCCAGCAGAGCAUCAAUAGCCUAAAGAUGUGCUGUGGAGGCGCCAGCUGCCUGUUCUUACCUCCACCUGAAAGCAACAGCAAGGAGCUCAGCCAGAGCCGGAGGGAGAGGGAGGAGGAGAGAGAUGCCGGUCCUCACACCCCGCAGCCCCCCUUUCCCUCCAGCCUCUCUACUGCUGUAAAGCCUGCUUUUUCUUCCACGUUCAGCAAUUCUAACCAACGGAAGACCUAGACAGCCCACCAUGUCACUUUGUUUCCACAGCCAGAUUUUGCUUUUAUUUACAUUAUUUUUUGUAUGUAGGUGAGUUAUCUUUUCUUUCUCCUUUGAUCAUGUCAUUGGUGACUUCCUGAACUGGUACUGCCAAGAGAAAAUUCUCCUGAUAACUUUUUUCUUAAACUUUCUGUCAAAGAGGUAGGUAGUAGGGAGAGGUAAGGAAGAAUGAGCUGAAUUUGGGGUUUGCCGUUUAGAAUGUUCUUGCCCUGUGACCUCUCGUGCAGCGUUAGCUCUGCAAAGCUAGUCUUUUCAGCAAUGAAAAGUUUUACUAUCCACUGAAGCACAAAAAUAUCAGCAACCCGACUACACAAAGACAAAGGGGUAGGCUCACAGGACAGCUAGGUCAUUAGGACAGGCCAAAAACCCUGGUCACUGAAUGAAAUUGGAAGGUCUCUAAAUAUAGGCAGGGCAGGGGACUUCAUGAUUUGUACAAGUUUUUAAUUGAAAACCGAUUCUGGACCAGGCACUGUUCUAGACAAUGGAGACAGAGUGGUGAAUACACAGGUGUGGUCUCUGCCCUCCUGGAGCUUAUAUUGUCCUAGGAGAACAAACCAAAAAUAAAAUUAUUACAAAUGGUUAUUAGUGUUAGGAAGGAAAUAAACAAGGGCCAAACAGGCUCAUUGGUAAGAUCUUUCAGAUCCCCUAGAAUGAUGCUAAAAAUCCAUACAUUCUGGGGCUUCCCUGGUGGCGCAGUGGUUGAGAGUACGCCUGCCGAUGCAGGGGACACGGGUUCGUGCCCCAGUCCGGGAAGAUCCCACAUGCCGUGGAGCGGCUGGGCCCGUGAGCCAUGGCCGCUGAGCCUGUGUGUCCGGAGCCUGUGCUCCGCAACGGGAGAGGCCACAACAGGGAGAGGCCCACGUACCGAAAAAAAAAAAAAAUCCAUACAUUCUGGCCAUAGCACCAGAAACAUACCAACUCAAUGCCUUUUCAACUGUGCUAUUUUAAUUAUGGUACCUGCUGCCAUUCACCACAGAGUCCUUUUUUGGUAGAAAUGAUGUCAGCAUUCUUAUUUGUUAAUACUGCGAUGAUACUAAGCCUUAAAAAUAAAUGUGAAAAAAAAUUAAUGACCAGAAGGAGGAGGACUCAUUGUCCAUAACGAAGGAUCUUAAGUUGCAGUUCACAGCAUUCACAUUCUCAGGAUUAAUGCGCUUGUCUCCGUGUAGACUCACUAUCUGUGCCUGUUACAAAUGAACAAUCCAUCCUCUCUGCUGCCAUUCACAACCCAACUUUCUGGAAUUGUUCAAAUAAUGUUUGGGAGGAAGUGAAAUUGUAGGUCAUUGCUAUGAUGGAUAGCAGAAGAAUAAGCUUAUUACUUCCAUGUAGAGAUAGACUUAUAUAAGCUACCCUUCAGAUCCUUUUGUUUGACAUGAAGUUUUAGAAAAUGUAGCACCUAGAAAGAGGUUCUGGUUAGUUAUCUAAAUAUUUGCCAGGGAGCCAACAAAUUCACCAUGAAAAAAAAAAAACAAGAAUAACAAAAGGGAAGAGGUAGGAUGGGAAAGCUAACAAAGUUUGGGCAAAAAGUAAUAUAUGUAAAUAGCUACUAAUUUACUUUUGGGCUUACUUUAUUUAGAUUAUUUCUAUCAGCUGUGGUGUUUUUCUAGUUAAGUGUAUCUGAUUUAUUGAAUGGGUGCUAUCCUAUUUGUGUCCACCUUGGUUUUUCUUGGCUACAGAAACAUUCUGUUGCAGGCCAACACUAAUUUGAUAUAUGAUUUAUUCUCCAAUGAGACUCGAUGGCUGGGCCGCUGUAGACUCAUAGUUACUCUUGUUCCUUAUUAAAUUCAUCCUGCUAAUUAGAUUUCUAGUGACCGGUAACACAUAGUUUACACAGAAUUGCAGUUAUAGAUGCAUACAGCUACUGUACUAGA